Molecule: messenger RNA, 1692 nt
Organism: Puma concolor (puma)
Lineage: Eukaryota; Metazoa; Chordata; Mammalia; Carnivora; Felidae
Source: RefSeq, a predicted model, not a curated record
AUGGGUCAAGAGAACUGGGACGGGUUGUGCCCUGGCGUCUUCCUAAACGACUUGGAAGUUCUUCGCUGCGGGGGCCCUUGGCUCGCCCCCCUCACCCCCACCCCGCAACCACCACUGUGCUGGCGUCCUUUAAAAACGGUGGAUGAGCUCCGGCAACCGGAGGAGGGGGCGGCCGAGGGCGCAGGCUCGCAGCCUCGGCCGCUCGGAGCCGCGCCCUCCGCUGACCCCAGGGCGAGGCGCACGGAGCUUGGGGCCCGGAGAGGGCGGGGCGGCGGGAGGCCGCGCACCGGCCCGCCCCUGGAGCCCGGCCCCUCCCCGCCGCCCCGCCGCCCCGUCGCCGCCGGCGCCGAGCUGACCUCCGGGCCCGGUCAAACACUAUUCAAGGUAGUAAUCAAAUCUCUUUCACCUAAAGAGUUAGUCCGGAUUCACGUCCCCAAACCUUUGGACAGGAAUGACGGGACAUUUUUGGUGCGAUAUAGGAUGUAUGAAACUGUCAGUGAAGGGCUGAAGAUAGAGGUCCUUUAUGGUGAUGAACAUGUGGCUCAGUCUCCCUAUAUUUUGAAAGGACCAGUGUACCAUGAGUACUGUGAGUGUCCAGAAGAGGAUCCUCAGGCCUGGCAAAAAACUCUGUCUUGUCCAACCAAGGAACCACAGAUUGCAAAAGAUUUCGCUUCUUUCCCCAGCAUCAAUCUCCAGCAGAUGUUAAAUGAAGUUCCGAAAAGGUUUGGGGAUGAAAGGGGUGCCAUUGUCCAUUACACGAUUCUCAACAACCACAUCUACCGGAGAUCUUUAGGGAAAUACACAGACUUCAAAAUGUUCUCAGAUGAGAUUUUGCUGUCACUGGCAAGAAAGGUCCUUCUCCCCGAUAUAGAAUUUUAUAUUAAUCUUGGAGAUUGGCCUCUGGAGCAUCGAAAAGUCAAUGAAAGCCCUGGCCCUUUGCCUAUCAUUUCGUGGUGUGGCUCCCUGGAUUCACGAGACAUUAUCCUUCCAACAUAUGACAUCUCCCACUCCACACUGGAAGCAAUGAGGGGUGUCACAAAUGAUCUCCUCUCUAUUCAGGGAAAUACAGGGCCUUCCUGGAUCAAUAAAACAGAAAAAGCUUUCUUCAGAGGUAGAGAUAGCCGAGAAGAGAGACUCCAGUUGGUACAGAUGUCCAAGGAAAACCCAGAGCUCCUAGAUGCAGGAAUUACAGGAUAUUUCUUUUUCCAAGAGAAAGAAAAGGAGCUUGGAAAAGCUAAAUUGAUAGGUUUCUUUGAUUUCUUUAAGUACAAGUAUCAAGUGAAUGUGGAUGGGACUGUGGCUGCGUAUAGAUAUCCGUACCUCAUGCUGGGUGACAGUCUGGUUCUGAAGCAGGACUCAACAUACUAUGAACAUUUCUAUAUGGCACUAAAGCCUUGGAAACAUUAUGUCCCAAUUAAAAGAAAUCUUAGUGAUUUACUAGAGAAAAUUAAGUGGGCCAAGGAAAAUGAUGAAGAAGCCAAGAAGAUUGCAAAAGAAGGGCAGCUGAGCGCCAGGGACCUGCUGCAGCCACACCGGCUUUACUGCUACUAUUACAGAGUAUUCCGGGAAUAUGCGGAGCGCCAGUCCAGCAAACCGGAAAUACGCGACGGAAUGGAACUUGUUGCUCAGCCUGAUGAUGACACGUCCGUGUGUCAGUGCCACCGGGAAAGACCUUCCAGAGAAGAGCUGUAA